UAGUGGGGAAAGAAGAGGGAUCACUAGGGGCAAUGUAUAGAUAACCUGCCUCUGGAACGGUCUACUCUGGGGAAAAAGAAAAGAGCUUUGAGUCCUGUAUAUCCAACUCAGGCUUCUUAGUCUAUUGAAAACUUCUUCCCAAUAUUACCCACUUCUUUGACCCUCUACCACUUAACGGGACAUGGGGAGACUAGGAUCCAUGUCCUCCUGAACUCCCCAGUCUCAUCUCUAGAGCAGAACCUUAACACAACCAUGAAGUUCAUUCUUCUUUUUGCUCUUCUUGUGGGUGCAUUUUCCUCUGGUCAUAAUUCAGAAAAAGAGAAAGAUCUUGCCCCUUCCCUGGUCUAUAGCAAAAAUUAUUUCCACUCCUGCAUAGCUGCUGUCUUGCACCAACAAUCUCUGCUAGCUGCUGCCCAAUGCUAUUUACCAAACCUCAAAGUGACAGUGAAAAAUUUCUCAAACAAAUUUAAGGAUAGAACAGAACACACUAUUGAUUCCAUCCAGAUCAUUUAUUACUGGAACUUAACUACAGAUUCCUCCAAGCAUUUCAACAAGCCAUCCUUGAUCUUGCCCUUUAAAAGCAUCAAUGUCAUCCCUCAGCUCAGCAAGUAUACUGACUCUGGCUUGGAUAGGAGCAUCCAGAAUGAUGGAAAGCAGUUUGACCUUAAGAAAAAUGUUAAGGCUUCUCUAAUCACAGAGAAACAGUGUCAGAAAACAGAACUUCGAAAAGUCAGCAGCAAAAACAAGAAAUAUGUGAAAUUCUUAAAAUCAUUCAAGAGACUUUGUGUGGAAACUUGGAAGUGGUAUUGGCUGCUAUCAUCUGCAGUGACAAGAUAGGGGGGAAAGGCUAGGCAUUUCCUGGGAGAUCUUAUCAGUCUCUAUAUUGAUAUUUUCCAGUAUAUCCUCUGUAUCCAGAAAAUUGUCUACAGGAUGAGUCGUUUCUAUUCCCUCUGAUUUACACUGUUGCUAGAAAAAAGUCAUGGGUUGUAUAUUAAAAGUAAUAUGA
Molecule: messenger RNA, 1006 nt
Organism: Sarcophilus harrisii (Tasmanian devil)
Lineage: Eukaryota; Metazoa; Chordata; Mammalia; Dasyuromorphia; Dasyuridae
Product: probable inactive serine protease 37
Source: RefSeq, a predicted model, not a curated record